CAUUACUGGCACUGUUAUUGGAGGGGCUGAAGUUGCUAGUGCAGUUCAGUGGUAUAAAACCACUACUGCACAAUUAAAUAUUCAGAAUGGUCUUGAAGAGAUCAGCAUGUCUAGUACUGAAAAGGCAUGUAUAUAUUAUGCAAGGCUAUUUAUUUUUGAAUUCAAUUUUGUUGUGUAUAUAUUAACUUGUAAUUUUGAUCUAUAAUAUUGAACGGUAUUGCAAAAUAUUUUAGGAAUUUCUCUUACCAAUAGGAGUUGUUGGGUAUUACAUUGUUGCAAAGUAUACUCCUAUGACUCAUGAUGGUACAUCAGGUGAACCAGUGUUUGUUACCUCAGAACAAGUUGUUAAGGGUGAAAUUCAUACUCAAAAAAAGAAAGUUCGAGGAAAAAAUCAGAACAAGAAAGUAGCUGGGCUCAAAAGUGGAGAAAAGCUUCCAGUUAUAUUCUACAAUAAUCGAGCAGUGGGAGACAAUCAUCAACUAUGGUCAAGGCACUUGGGAAGAAUUGUGCGUGAUCGAACCAUUUGUCCUAUACAAGUAAAAGCUUGGAAAGAAAUAGGGGAAAAUGAAAAAAAUCACAUGUGGGAAGCAGUUAAGGAUAAAUUUGAUAAUCCCGACAUAGAGUUGUAUCGUGACCACACCUUGGAACAUAUGAAUGUUUUGUGGUCGAAUUGGAGAUCAAGUUUGAAUACUAUGUAUGUUAAACCUUGCACAACUGUUGCUGAGGCUUUGAAAAAUAAGCCACAAAGUAUGGAUAAGGAGGAUUGGGAAUGGCUUCUGACUAAGUAUUUUUUAACUGAAGAUUUUCAGGUAUGAUCAAAUUUUAAAAUUCAAAUGCAAAAUGGUUUUAAUGUUGUGAUUCUUUAUUAUUACAUAUCUCUUAUGAUUAUUUUUUGGUUCUCAUAUAGAAAAUAAGCUCUCAAGCCUCUCAAAAUAGAGCUAAAUCUUCAAUGCCUCAUCGCACUGGUAGUAAGCCUCAUAGAGAGAUUAUUUAUGAAAUGGUAAUAAAUUUUAAUUUAUUUAUUUAUGAUGUUUAUUGUUCAAUAUAAUUUUCUUGAUGAUUUUAUAUAUAAUUUUCAAAAGGGAGGAAAAGAAGGUAAUCCACCUGAUAUGGGAAAGAUCUUUUUCGAAACUCGAAAGAAGAAUGAAAAGUUUGUUGAGCCUGAAACUGAAGAAAAACAUGUAUGUUCUACUACUUUAACUUUGAUUAAAGUUUCUUUGAGUAGUAUUAUCCUAUUCUAUUUUAAGUCUUUAAAUUUUACAGGAACAAAUUGUAGAGACCAUUCAAGCAGAGCCAACACUUUCUAAUAUUGAGGUAAUUGAAAAAUGUUUUGGAGCGCAACGUCACAGCCAUGUGUUUGGCUAUGGGGGUGGAAUCAAACGGAAGAACUUUAAAGAUCCUAGUAAAAAGAGGAUGGAAGAGCUUCAAACUAAACUUAAUGACAAGGAUGAAGAAAAUCGCAUCCUAAAGAGGCGCAUUGUAGAGUUUGAAGAAAGAUUGCGAAGGAUUGAAUCUAUGAUACAACAAAACCCAAAUGCUUCAACUGAAUUUUCCCCAUCUUCUGUUGAUGAAGAUGUUGACGAGGUUCUAUUAUUUUGAAGUCAUUGAUACAUUUUUCUUACUUUGCAUGUUUCCUUGGUUGUGUGCCUUUUUUCACUUGAGAUUCUAUUCACUUUAUGUAGGGAUUUAUUUUAUUAUUAUUAUUUUAUGAUGUAAGUCUAUUUUUAGAGACAUGAUUACUUUUGAUCCUAAAGUUUUUUUUUUCUUUACUGAAUAAUUUAAAUAUUUGCAGGACAAUGUUCAAAGCUAGACUAUAUGAAGGUUUUUCGACAACUUCUUAUUAAAUAGGUAUGAUAUUCUUAAACCUCCUAUACAUGAGAUUAAUGGUGAACUUAAUUAAUCACAAACAAUAUUGAUUAUUGAGUAGAGAUAGUAUUAAUCAUGGGAUUAAUGUAUUCAUGUUUUUAUGGAGCUUAUUGAUGUGUUCAUAAUGAUAUGUUGUGUAUGCUGUCACAUAUUAGAAUAGGUAUGCAUGCAAUACCCUUCUUGCUUUUGCUAUGUAGGCAAGGGGUUGAUAAAGAUAUGAUAGGAGUAUAGGAUGAGAAUAAAUAACCUCUGUUGACUUUAGCAUUUACAUGGAAUCAAGAACAUGCAAAAAUGUU
Molecule: messenger RNA, 2162 nt
Organism: Diospyros lotus (date-plum)
Lineage: Eukaryota; Viridiplantae; Streptophyta; Magnoliopsida; Ericales; Ebenaceae
Exons: 3
Coding region: 291-815 (174 amino acids)
Source: RefSeq, a predicted model, not a curated record